This is a messenger RNA of Meriones unguiculatus (Mongolian gerbil), 2132 nucleotides long. RefSeq names its product cyclin dependent kinase 16 (gene Cdk16). Bases 414 to 1901 code for a protein of 495 amino acids. Gene Ontology annotation, biological process: exocytosis; protein phosphorylation; neuron projection development. Gene Ontology annotation, molecular function: ATP binding; protein kinase activity. The record is from RefSeq and is a predicted model, not a curated record. The transcript has 16 exons. NCBI's taxonomy places the organism in Eukaryota, Metazoa, Chordata, Mammalia, Rodentia, Muridae. Gene Ontology annotation, cellular component: synaptic vesicle; cytoplasm; nucleus.
GUGUGCGUGCGCAUGCGCGGACCGCGGCGCGCGGUUGUUGGGCCGCUGGCUGUGAGGCCCAGCGAUCCGCUGCGUCUCCACAAGCAGACCGCUGUGAGUCGCGAGGCGUCGUGAACACCCGGAUUCCAGCGGGCGCUUGCGAGCACAGGGGCAUUGCCCGCAGCGGCCGAGCUCAUGGCCAGCUGAGCGGGACGCCGCCGCCGCCUCAGCCACCGCCGCCGCCGCCGCCGCCUCUUCCUCCUCAGCCGGCGGCGGCCCGGGCCCAGCAGCCAUGGCCGAAGACUACUGGGACAGGCGCCUGCGGCGAACUGGAGGAAAAGGAGGUCGUGCGGCCUUAUCCCGGGCCGCCGCCCCAGGCGCCACCGCGCCGGCCCCGCGGCCCUGAGGUUACUCGCGCGCCCCCUCCGGUCGCCAUGGAUCGGAUGAAGAAGAUCAAACGGCAGCUGUCAAUGACACUCCGAGGGGGCCGAGGCAUAGACAAGACCAAUGGUGGCCCUGAGCCUUUAGGCCUGCAUGAGAGUGGUGGUGGUGGUGGAAGUGAUUUUGGAGAGGCCCCCAUCCGUGUUGCCGCAGGAGAGCUUCACCCUGGUCGGGGCCCACUAAACUCUGCACCAGAGAUUGUACACGAGGACAUGAAGAUGGGGUCUGAUGGGGAGAGUGACCAGGCUUCAGCCACAUCCUCAGAUGAGGUGCAGUCUCCAGUGAGAGUACGCAUGCGCAACCACCCCCCACGCAAGAUCUCCACUGAGGACAUCAACAAACGCCUGUCACUACCAGCUGACAUCCGGCUGCCUGAGGGCUACCUUGAGAAGCUGACCCUCAAUAGCCCCAUCUUUGAUAAGCCUCUUAGCCGCCGCCUCCGCCGUGUCAGCCUGUCUGAGAUUGGCUUUGGAAAACUGGAGACCUACAUCAAGCUGGACAAGCUAGGUGAGGGUACCUAUGCCACUGUCUACAAGGGAAAAAGCAAGCUCACAGACAACCUUGUGGCACUCAAGGAAAUUAGGCUGGAACACGAAGAAGGAGCACCCUGCACUGCUAUCCGGGAAGUAUCCCUGCUCAAGGACCUCAAGCAUGCCAACAUCGUCACACUACAUGACAUUAUCCACACAGACAAGUCCCUCACCCUUGUCUUUGAAUAUUUGGACAAGGACCUGAAGCAGUACCUGGAUGACUGUGGGAAUGUCAUCAACAUGCACAAUGUGAAACUGUUCCUGUUCCAGUUGCUUCGUGGCCUGGCCUACUGCCACAGGCAGAAGGUGCUACAUCGAGACCUCAAGCCCCAGAACCUACUCAUCAACGAGAGGGGAGAGCUCAAACUGGCAGACUUUGGCCUGGCUCGUGCCAAGUCAAUUCCUACUAAAACAUACUCCAACGAAGUUGUGACACUAUGGUACCGGCCCCCUGACAUCCUCCUUGGAUCCACAGACUACUCCACCCAAAUUGACAUGUGGGGUGUGGGCUGUAUCUUCUAUGAGAUGGCCACAGGUCGGCCCCUCUUCCCAGGCUCCACAGUGGAGGAACAGCUGCACUUCAUCUUUCGCAUUUUGGGAACCCCAACUGAGGAGACAUGGCCAGGCAUCCUUUCCAAUGAGGAGUUUAGAACACACAACUACCCCAAGUACCGAGCUGAGGCCCUUCUGAGCCAUGCACCCCGACUUGAUAGCGAUGGAGCUGACCUCCUCACAAAGCUGCUGCAGUUUGAGGGUCGCAAUCGGAUCUCUGCUGAGGAUGCCAUGAAACAUCCAUUCUUCCUCAGCCUGGGGGAGCGGAUCCACAAACUUCCUGACACUACUUCCAUAUUUGCACUAAAGGAGGUACAGCUACAAAGGGAGGCCAACAUUCGGUCUUCUAUGCCUGACUCCGGCAGGCCAGCUUUUUGUGUGGUGGAUACCGAGUUCUAAGCCAAGUUCUAAGCCACAGACCAAGGCCCCAGCAGGCAGCGGCUGGAGGGAUGCCACACCUCUCACAGGGCAGCCCCAUCUGCAAUCCUCCCUGCUUGUUGCCUGCUUACCUGCCUGAGGCACACUCUCUUACCAACUUGUCCCCCUGCCACCUGCCCAAACACCCAGCCACUGGCCUGUCAACCCAACCAUUGGCCUGUCUGCUGGGUGCUAACAAAGCUCUCACCACUA